Molecule: messenger RNA, 447 nt
Organism: Daktulosphaira vitifoliae (grape phylloxera)
Lineage: Eukaryota; Metazoa; Arthropoda; Insecta; Hemiptera; Phylloxeridae
Exons: 1
Coding region: 1-447 (148 amino acids)
Biological process (GO): DNA integration
Molecular function (GO): nucleic acid binding
Source: RefSeq, a predicted model, not a curated record
AUGGGUUUAACUAAAACAAUUUCUAAAGCAAAAGAAGUAGUUUAUUGGCCCUAUAUGGUAAAUGAUUUUAAAAAUUUUCUGUCUAACUGUAUACCUUGUAACAAGUAUAAGAGAGCUAAUAUAAAGGAACCUCUAAUGUCUCAUGAACUAGCAUUACAUCCAUAUUUUAAAGUAGGUGUAGAUCAUGCUGAAAUAGCUGGAAAAGUUUAUUUAUUGGUAAUUGAUUAUUAUUCAAAAUGGUUUGAAGCAAUUAAAGUUCCAUCAAAGAGUAUCAAUGUAGUAAUAAGGGAAUUAGAAAAACUAUUCUCUCAAUUUGGUAUACCCAAUGAAAUAAUCUCAGACAAUGUGCCUUUCAAUGCACAUGAAUUUAAUUUUUUUUGUACAAGUAAUGAUAUUAAACAUAAACGUAUAAGUCCCAAAAAUAUAGACUUAAGUAAAUGUUGUUAA